Messenger RNA from Arvicanthis niloticus (Nile rat), 1955 nucleotides. NCBI's taxonomy places the organism in Eukaryota, Metazoa, Chordata, Mammalia, Rodentia, Muridae. The record is from RefSeq and is a predicted model, not a curated record.
GUGUGUAUAAAAGCGGGCAUAGCUUUGCUGCUACUGCUGCUGUUGCUGUCGCCGCUACCACUGUCCCCACCGCCGCCGCCGCCACCACCACCGCUACCGCAAUCCUCCCGCUGGUGCAGAGCUCUGGUGGCUAGACCACAGACCCACUCCCGCCAUCCUCCUGCAGCAGCUCGUCUACUCUUUCCGCACCGUCCGGCUCGCUAUGCGCUCCGCCGCGGUUCUGGCGCUUCUGCUGUGCGCCGGGCAAGUCUUUGCCCUUCCUGUGAACAGCCCCAUGACAAAAGGGGACACCAAGGUGAUGAAGUGUGUCCUGGAAGUCAUCUCCGAUUCGCUGUCCAAACCCAGCCCCAUGCCUGUCAGCCCUGAGUGUCUGGAGACCCUCCAAGGAGAUGACAGAAUCCUCUCCAUCCUUCGACAUCAGAAUUUGCUGAAGGAACUUCAGGACCUGGCUCUCCAAGGUGCCAAGGAGCGGGCCCAGCAGCAGCCGAAGCAGUUGCAGCAGCAGCAGCAGCAGCAACAGCAACAACAACAACAACAACAACAACAACAACAACAACAACAACAACAACAACACAGCAGCUUUGAGGAUGAGCUCUCGGAAGUGUUUGAGAACCAGAGCCCUGAAGUCAAGCAUGGAGACUCAGCAGCAGAAGUCCCCUCCAGGGACACUGUGGAGAAGAGAAAGGAUUCUGAAGAGGGGCAGCAGGAUGGCUUUGAGGGAACCACAGAGGGACCCAGGCCUCAGGCCUUUCCAGAGCCCAAGCAGGAGUCCUCUAUGAUGGGAAACAGUCAGUCCCCUGGGGAGGACACAGUCACCAAUACCCAAUCAGCAACUAGCCUCCCCAGCCAGGAGCAUGUGGACCCACAGGCCACAGGAGACAGCGAGAAAGGCCCGAGUCCCCAGCAGCAAGCCAGAAAAGCCAAGAAAGAGGAAAAUGAGGAAGAGGAGAAGGAGAAGGAGGUGGUGGCUAGAGAGAAGGCUGGGCCUGAAGAAGUCCCCACUACAGCAUCCAGUUCCCACUUCCAUGCAGGCUACAAGGACAUCCAGAAAGACGAUGGUCAGUCGGAGUCUCAGGCAGUGGAUGGAGAUGGAAAGACAGGGGCUUCUGAAACUCUGCCAUCUGAAGGGAAGGGGGAGCUGGAGCACACUCAGCAGGAGGAAGACAGGGAAGAGGUGAUGGCAGGGGCCCCCCAAGGUCUCUUCCCAGGUGGUAAGGGCCAGGAGCUAGAACAUAAGCAGGAGGAGGAGGAAGAGGAGGAAGAAGAGGAGCGUCUGUCCAGAGAAUGGGAGGACAAGCGAUGGAGCAGGAUGGACCAACUGGCCAAGGAGCUGACAGCGGAGAAGCGGCUGGAGGGGGAGGAUGACCCUGACCGCUCCAUGAAACUCUCCUUCCGGGCACGGGCCUAUGGCUUCAGAGACACUGGACCUCAGCUACACCGGAGCUGGAGGCCAUCUUCAAGAGAGGACAGUGUGGAGGCCCGAGGCGACUUUGAGGAAAAGAAGGAAGAGGAGGGCAGCGCCAACCGCAGAGCAGAGGACCAAGAGCUAGAGAGCCUAUCAGCCAUCGAGGCAGAGCUGGAGAAGGUGGCCCACCAGCUGCAGGCUUUGCGACGGGGAUGAGGCACUGGCUGGUGGGGCCAGCCAUGGCUUCAAGGCCCAACUUCUGCUCCAGUAGGGCUGCUUCCAGCCGCAGAGCCCAGGAUACCCUUUUGCCCCUCACCUUCUCUUAUUCUCAGCCCUUACCCUGGACACUUCUGCAGGGCAGCCCUGAAAGUCAACACAGAUUCCUUCUCUGAACACAGGCAGCUUUCUAGAAGUUUCUCUUCCACCUUCUUAUCCACGGGGCACAACUGCAAUAACUUCUGACCUUUGGGCGAAAGCCGAGAACUCCUGACUAUAAGAUAUUCCAGAUAAAAUUUAUUGAAGGAAGAAUAAACCUGCUUUGGGCUCUUUC